AUGGCGUCGACGCAAUAUCCCGCAGACGACAAGAUCUCUGCUCAAGAUGCGGCUCAGGUGUCGGAGCACCACACGAAGCCUGGUGGUCUCGCUGCCAACAUGAGCCCAGAGAGGAGGCAGGAAGUCGAGAAGAAGCUGAAGCGGAAGCUGGAUGCACGGUGUUCGCUUUUCGUCUUGAUCUACAUCAUGAACUACCUCGACCGAAACAACAUUGCCGCAGCGCGUCUCGGUGGUCUUGAGGAAGAUCUUGGUCUUAGUCCAACACAGUACUCGACAUGUCUGAGUAUUCUCUACGUUGGAUACAUUUUGAUGCAAGUGCCAUCGAACAUGAUUAUCAACAAAAUACCAAGACCGUCCCUCUACAUCGCCGUCGUUAUGUUGAUCUGGGGCAUGAUCUCUACCCUCUCGGGUAAUGUCAACAACUUCGCCGGCAUGGUAGCCAUCCGCUUCUUCAUCGGUUUCGUCGAAGCUGCCUUCCUGCCCGGAGCGCUCCUCAUUCUCUCAAAAUGGUACACGCGCCGCGAACUCACACUCCGCAACGCCAUUCUGUUCUGCGGAAACCUGAUUUCCAACGCCUUUUCCUCCUUGGUCGGAGCCGCUGUACUAGGAAACAUGGAAGGAGUUCUUGGACACCGAGCUUGGAGGUGGCUGUACUGGAUCGAGGGUGCGGCGACGAUGGCGAUUGCUAUCAGCGCGAUAUGGAUCUUGCCGGAUCUCCCGCACAACUCCAAGGGUUUCACCGAGGAAGAACGCGCCGUUGCUGUUCUGCGCAUGACAGAGGAUGUAGGCGAAGCAGAUGAAGAUUCCGCCGAGCAAUCUGCUUUCGCUGGUCUCUACAUGGCUGUCAAGGAUGUCAAGAUCUAUGUCAUGAUGUUGACGUUUACCGCAUACGUCGUUGGACUGUCAUUUAACGCCUUCUUCCCAACACUCACAAGGACCCUCGGCUUCGGAUACAUCACCACACUGCUCAUGUCUGCACCUCCGUGGGCGUUCGCUUGCGUCGUAUCUCUCAUCAACGCGUGGCACGCCGAUCGCCAGCAAGAACGUUUCUGGCAUAUCGUUGGUCCAAUUAUGUUCGGAAUUGUUGGGUUUGUCAUCUCCAUGGCUACAUCGAACACUGCUGGCCGCUACGUUGCUUUGUUCCUCCAGGCGUCAUCCUACGCCGGAUUCAUCGUCUUCUACUCGUGGAUCUCUUCAUCGUUCCCGCGCCCACCAGCCAAGCGUGCUGUCGCCAUCGCUAUGAUCAAUGCGUUCUCGCAGCUGGGAAAUAUUGCUGGAUCAUAUGUGUGGAACAUGUCGGACAAUGGUUACAGGAACAGCUACGGAGUUGUUACGGCCAUGUUUGGUGUUACGAUUGCUGGUUGUCUCAUCUUCAAGAUUAUCCUGGUCCGACUGAACAAGCGGUUGGACGAUGGACUUGACGCCUGGGUUGUGCAUGACGAUGUUGCCGAACAGACUGCUGCUGUGGAGGGCGUUGAUGUCGAGGAGGGCAAGAAGAAGAUGGGAGACUUUAGGUAUCUUGUCUAG
Alternaria burnsii is the source of this 1527-nucleotide messenger RNA. Its product is annotated as mfs general substrate transporter. The transcript is spliced from 2 exons. Bases 1 to 1527 code for a protein of 508 amino acids. Gene Ontology annotation, molecular function: transmembrane transporter activity. The record is from RefSeq and is a predicted model, not a curated record. Gene Ontology annotation, biological process: transmembrane transport. NCBI's taxonomy places the organism in Eukaryota, Fungi, Ascomycota, Dothideomycetes, Pleosporales, Pleosporaceae. Gene Ontology annotation, cellular component: membrane.